Microplitis demolitor is the source of this 9821-nucleotide messenger RNA. It is a transcript of the gene Mical, whose product is annotated as F-actin-monooxygenase Mical. NCBI's taxonomy places the organism in Eukaryota, Metazoa, Arthropoda, Insecta, Hymenoptera, Braconidae. The transcript has 18 exons. Gene Ontology annotation, molecular function: protein binding. The record is from RefSeq and is a predicted model, not a curated record. The coding region runs from base 1030 to 9153 and encodes 2707 amino acids.
CCUCUGAUCUGAUAUAUCCCCAGCAGAGCAAGUUAAGUAUCUUAUUCACUUGCUCUUUUUCAUUUCAAUCAUAUUAGUAUUUAAUUUCACAAGUUCUGGAAUAACUCAAGUUCUCAACACACUUCAUACAUUACAUUACUGUUUCUAGUAUAAAACAAGAAAGGAAUUUCCGUAAAAAAUAAACAAGUUGAAGUCGGCCAGUCGUUAUGGCCAACUUCACUUAAUCGUGGUUGUUUUUGUGUCCCUUUAGCAUUUCUUGGGCAAAAGCUCUCCCCAAAGCCGCAAUGGUGGAUGAGUGGUGAGUCUGCUGUCUCUUGCUUUUUAUUUCACACAACACACACGCUCACACACAUACUCAUACUCACCAUACAAAUACCAGCAUAAAAAUACAUACAAUCUUUAUUUCUUUCUCUCACUUCGUCUCGUAAUCAAUGAGACAAUCAGAACAGUGUGUGUUGUAUUGCUACUUUACUAAGUAAAUCCGUAACAUCAUGUGAAUCAUUACUGUCUCUUUGUGUAUGAGCAUGUUGUAAAUAGAAAGCCAAGUACAGAUUGACUAUCGUGAGUGUAUAUCACGCGUGUGAAUCCGCGGAUGCCUCGCCCGAAGGAUAAUCUAACUUGAAAUUUUACGUUACACUUGUCAAUUUAUAUCAAGUCCCGGUUGAAUUCCUAGAGGUGACAGUCAUAACUCAGACACGAUUGUAAUGACAAUGACCGGAGGGAACAUGUUAAGAUGUUAAGGUUCAUUAAGAGUCUAAUGUCGUUGUACUCAGACAAUCGCCGUCUACUUAAAUCGAAUCAACAACUACCUUACAUUAUUUUUUACUCUUCUUCAUCGUCAUCUUUUAUACUUUAUCUUUGCUACAUACCGCAUUUAAACCAGGCCGCCGGUCAACAAACUUAUUGCAAUAAACUAACAAAUCACUAUGGCAAUACUAAAAAUAGAUAGACGAGGAAAAAGUCACGUUGAAAAAUUUAAAUAAUUGGCCAAGUUGCCGAUAGUCAAAGAGGACAAUACAAGAGAUCAACAUGAUGCAGGAUCAUGGUCAUCAGUCAAGCAGAAAGACACUGGUAGCCUCGCCAGAAGUAGCGAUGGCGAGUGAGGUCUUUGAUCUCUUCUGCAAUGCCGCAACAUUAAAAUCCAUUCUUGGACACUUUCGGCAUCUUUGCGAUCUUCUUAAUAUGCGGCCUAAUGCUUUUCCACAAUUUUAUCCCAAGUUCAAGUCGAAAUUGAGGUCAUGGAAGGCUCAAGCGCUCUGGAAAAAAUUCGACCAACGAGCUAAUCACAAAUGCUAUAAUAGAGGCAAAGCUUGUCCUAAUUCUAGAGUACUGAUAAUCGGUGGUGGUCCAUGUGGUCUAAGAGCAGCAAUAGAAGCUCAAUUAUUGGGAGCUAAAGUUGUAGUGGUAGAAAAAAGAGAUCGUAUGUCUCGAAAUAAUGUUCUUCAUCUUUGGCCUUUUGUAAUUCAAGAUUUGCGGGCUUUAGGAGCAAAAAAAUUCUUUGGUAAAUUCUGUGCUGGAUCAAUAGAUCAUAUAAGCAUACGUCAAUUGCAAUGUAUUCUUCUAAAAGUUGCUUUAAUUUUGGGAGUUGAAUUUCACGAAGGCGUAAGUUUUGAUGCUUUAAUUCCACCGCCUGAAAAUCAAGAUGAAGGAAAAAUUGGUUGGAGAGCUAAAACUACACCUCAUGAUCAUCCAGUAUCUCAAUACGAAUUUGAUGUGCUUAUUGGUGCUGAUGGAAAAAGAAAUACACUAGAAGGUUUUAAAAGAAAAGAAUUUCGUGGUAAAUUAGCAAUUGCGAUAACCGCGAAUUUUAUCAAUAAACGAACUGAAGCAGAAGCACGUGUUGAGGAGAUAAGUGGCGUUGCUUUUAUUUUUAAUCAAAAAUUUUUUAAGGAAUUAUAUCAAGAAACAGGAAUUGAUCUUGAAAAUAUUGUUUAUUAUAAAGAUGAUACCCAUUAUUUUGUUAUGACUGCAAAAAAACACAGUCUUAUUGAUAAAGGAGUUAUUCUUCAAGACCAUGCAGAUACAGCGAAAUUAUUAGCUAAAGAAAAUGUUGAUAGAGACGCAUUAAUGCUUUAUGCUCGAGAAGCAGCUGAUUUUUCAACUCAAUAUCAAAUGAUGGAUAUGGAGUUUGCUGUAAAUCAUUAUGGGCAACCAGACGUUGCAAUGUUUGAUUUUACCUCAAUGUACGCUGCUGAAAAUGCAAGUAGAGUUAUAGAAAGACAUGGCCACAGAUUAUUAAUGACUUUAGUCGGCGAUAGUUUACUGGAACCUUUUUGGCCAACUGGUUCAGGUUGUGCGAGAGGUUUUUUAAGCUCAAUGGAUGCCGGUUGGGCCAUCAAAGGAUGGGGUGCAUCUUUAUCACCAUUAGAAGUGCUUGCAGAGCGCGAAUCAAUUUAUAGAUUACUUGGGCAAACAACACCAGAAAAUCUUAACCGUGAUUAUGCUGCUUACACAUUAGAUCCACACACUAGAUAUCCCAAUCUCAACGUUAGAUCUGUUUCAACUAUUCAAGUACGAGGACUUCUUGAUACUGAUGAUCCUGACAAUAUUAAACCACCAUCUGUCCAGUCUUCGGUUGAUGUACCAAAAAAACGAAGACGCAGAGAUACCCAAAUCCACCCUGAUACACUUUUGCACUGGUUGCAAAAACAAGUGGCUUUAUAUGACAACGUUAAAAUAACAGACAUGACGUCAUCAUUCAAAGAUGGUAUGGCAGUAUGCGCUAUUGUUCAUCGAUAUCGACCGGACUUGAUAGACUUUAAUUCUCUCAAGUCUGAUGAUGUGGAAAAAAAUAAUCAAUUGGCCUAUGAUGUACUAGAAAAAGAGCUAGGUAUUUCACCGAUAAUGACAGGUGAAGAAAUGGCCCAGUGCGAUGUUCCUGAUAAACUUGCUAUGUUUUCCUAUCUUACUCAAAUAUAUGAGGCUUUCCGCGGUGAAAUACCUCAUAUAAAACAUCCAAAACUCGAACCGGAAAUAGAUGAUAAUCCAUUGUUUAAUAAACAAUUGGGACAAACACUUGGAACAAAAGUACAACUCAAUCGUUUACCGAAACACGAAACACCAAUACGACCGAGACACUCGCGUUUUUCACGUCACAACAAUGAAAAUAUUCAAGCAAUUGUGGAUAAAAAAACUGAAGGAAGUCUUGGAAGAAGAUCUCGAAAACGACGUAGUAAUGAAAAAAUGGGAGCUACGGUCGAGGAGAGACAAAAGAGACUAGAGGACAUUGUGAACAAUCGGAAUGAAAGAAUGAGAAGAAAACGAUUUUUAAGAAAAAUGGCAACUCAGCAGUUCUAUAAAAGCUUACAGAUGUUGCAAGCUAAUGCGAAACGCGAUAAAGAAGAACCUUUUGAAGAUUACUCAAUAUUUUUAUAUCGGCAAACAGCACCCGACUUCAAGGAUCGGGUCAAAGAAUUAGAGCAGAAAAUACUUUACCCAGAUAGGGAACCGAAAAUGCUUUUACAGCAUAAAGGUGGCAUGGAUGAUGACUUUUCUGGUAGAAUUAAAGAUAUAGAAGAUAAGCUUCGGGGGACUACAUCCUCAGAGAAAAAACCUCGAGAUCUUUUACGAGCUAUUGGUAAAAUUGAAAAAACCGAUUGGAAUGUGAAAGAAAUUGAAAAAAAAAUUGAAGAGAAUAAACUUGGUAAAGGAGUACGGCAAGAUAAAGUAGAAAGAGUUCCAAAAUGGAGUCGGGAACAGUUUCUUGCUCGUCAAAUAAAAAUGGAAAAAAAAGGUCGUGAUCCAAAUGAACCCGAACGUAAAUAUGCUGAAAUCGAUAAUACAUUAAAAUGUAUCGACCGAAAAAUUAAAGAAGGUAAUAUCUUGGGACAUAAUAAAGUAUCUGCAAUGGCAGAGCAAUUUGCUAAUAAAAAUCAAGAUACUGAACAAAAAGUUCAAAGAUCGAAUUCUAAAGCUGCAAUUAUUCUGCCAACACAGGGAGGCUCGGAAAUGUGCCAUUUUUGUGAUAAAAGAGUAUAUUUAAUGGAGAGAUUGACUGCCGAGGGUAAAUUUUUUCAUCGGGGCUGUUUCCGAUGUGAAUACUGUUCAACUUCUUUACGCAUUGGAAAUCAUACCUUCGACAGGGAUAAAAAUGGUGGUCGUUUUUAUUGUACUCAACACUUUGGAUUACCAGGAACAAUAAAAACAAGAAUAGAAAGGAAAAAACUUCCGUUACUUAAUAAAGAAAAUAUUCCGGAAACUUCUGAAAAGAAGAAACUAACAGUAGAAAAGGUACACACAUUAAAACCACCGUUGGAUGGAGUAGCUGGCUUAGAUCUUCUUGAUCGUGGACAAACACCUGAGAGAAUAGAAUUUGAGAACUUGGCAGAAAUGUCAGAUGCCGAAGAGGCGCAUAGUCAAAUGGAUGAAGAUGAAUGGACAGAUAGAAAUUUUGGUGCUUCAGCUGCAGAAAUGGGAUCCAGUGAUGAUAUUUCAGAUAUGAGUGAUUCUGAUGAAGAAAACGAAAUCUACGAAGAAGCAAUUGAUCAGCCGCUGACAACAGAAGGUACAAUUGAACUCGCAAAAAACUGGACCCUGAGGUACUCUCACCCACACACGGCAACCGGAAACUCCGACACCGGUAGCAACGAGUACGAAGAUUCUAGUGAUGAAUAUACAAGCGAAGACGAAGAAAGUGGCACAGCAACCGAAGACGAAGAAGACGUACGUGCCAGGGAGCUGAGGAAGCAGGAGGUGUGGCUGAAGGUACCACCGCGGGAGUCCGACACGGAGACUGGCUCAGAAACUGAGGUCGCAUCAGAUGAAGACUCAAGUGAAGAUCGUCGUGAAAAUUCAGCAACUGAAAUUUCGACGGAUUCAGAAUUCGAACAUGAUGGUACAACUCCAACACAAAAUGAACUUCCAGAGAUAACAAUAAAUGAUUGUUUUAUACGUAAAACACGUGGUCAGUAUGUUGAGCCAAAGAAAGUACAAGUAAAAAGUAAAAUAAUAUCUCCGGUUAAUGGCAAAAUAAAACCGGAUGAAAAACAUGAAACUGGUUCUACAAAUAAAACAAGUAUUAUUAAAACAAAUAAUUUACCUGUACGACCAGUUAAUGUUAAUGCAGUGCCUUUAGUAAAUCCACGUAAAGGUGAUUAUUUAUUGAACCGUACUCAUUCAACUGAAGGAAUUGCUUCAAAAUUAUCACUGGAAUUGAAAAAAAGAUAUUUAUUAGGUGGAUCAGUAUUAGGUGGUACUGUUAUGAAGUCUGGAUCAACGUCAAAUGUCGAUACUAAAUUACGAAAUUUGACUGAUUCUAUUUCUCAAUAUCAAAAAUUAUUAAACCCUGCGCCUGAGCCUAGUCCUACUAUGCAAGCGUUUUUGCAAGGCACUAAUAAGUUAAGAUCCACUUCUAAUAUUCCAUUAUCUCCUAUUGCAUCGACAGAAAUAUUAACUAGGUCUCCAUUGAAAACUAUUAAGUUACCAGAAAUAAAUACUGCUAAAGAGCACACGAAUAUUUCUUUGCCAGAUUUAAUCAAAGAAACGAAUAUCAUGAAAUCUAAAACAGACCCAAAUAUUAUUUGCACUGGACCUGUAAAAGAAGUUAAAGAAAUUGAUAUUAAUAAAAAAGAAGAUAUAGAAGAAAAAGAUGUAAGUGAAGUAAUAAUCAAAGAGCAAGUUCCAGAAACUCGCAAUGAACAAGUAAACAAAAAUGAAAAGAUCGGAAGUAGUUGUGGUGUUAACGAAGAUUCUCAUUCAAAACAUUUUUUACACGAAGCAUCUGCUGAUGCCCUAGAAGUAAAAUGGAGUAAAGUAUCAACUGAAAAACAAGAAGAUGAUAAUAGCAGUGAUGAUUCUGAAAUGGAUAGCGAUUCUCUUUCAUCCAAUUCUAAGAGUGAUGCAAAUAAAGAGAAAAAUAGAGACAUCGAAAAUAAAGAACUUGAAAUAAAUUUAUCAUCUCGAUCACAAAUUCACAGCACGCCAGAAAAUUUGUUAAUUGACAAUCAAGAUGAUAAAUUUAAAGAAGAAGAUAUGGCAAUGACAUUCGAACCAGAUUCUAUAGAAUGUUUUUUAAAUGUCAGAGAUGAAAUGAAAGAAGAAAAAAUUCAGAAUCCAGAACCAUCAAGACCAAUAAAUUUGUGGUCACGUUCAUCAAAUGAUGAUAAUAAAAAUUCAGUAUACGAUAUAGAAACAGUUAAUAAUAAUUUUAAACAUAUAGAUUUAAAAGAAAAUCGUUCAAGUAUCAGUAACUGCAGCAGUCCAACAUCAAUGGCCUCGAUUAUUUCAAAUAAACAAGAUGAUUCUGUAGAAAAUGAUGUAACAACUGCGGCAUUAACUGAAACAGAAUUUUCCGAAUGGGCGCGAGAUGGUGAAGAAUUAGUAGCCGCGGAUUUAAAAGAUGCUGAGUUUGAUAUCAGUUCGAGAGGUAAUUUGUCAUUAAAUAAAUUACGAGGUAAUGCGAGGAUUGCUAAAGAAGAAGAAGAUUUAACUGAUAUCGAUACAUCGGAACGUAUUUUUAGUUAUCCAGAUCGAACAGAAAUACCAACAAAUGACACAUCAAAAUUGUUAGUUAACGGUGAAGACCUCGAUUAUAUGGACACAGAUAAUGAAUCUUUAUUAGAUAGUUUACGAGAUGCAACAAACAUACCGUUAAUUAAAAACCGUGGGUAUGUUGAGUUCGUAAACGUAACUGGAAUAUUAUCUUCAAGUCCUAAAAAAUGUCGAUCGCCACAUGUUGACGCCCCGAUAGCUAAAGCAGAAGCUGAACCAGAACUAUGUUCCGAUGAGGAUAAAUAUGAUGACAAUGUUAUUAAAAUAAAUCUUGUAACUGUUGAUGAUGUGAGAAAUCGUUUGAGUAAUUGUACAAUUAAACCAGAACAAAAAGAUAAUGAUAAAUCAAAAGAAGAAUCGUUGAUAGUUGAAGCUAUUAAUCACGAUGUCGUACAGUCUAUGGACGAAGACAGUUUGUUAGUUGUUGAACCUGCGGAAGAUACAACGACUAGUGAACUUACAACAAUAUUAGCUAGUCCUGUAGGUCCUGUACCAGAAAGUCAAAUCAUACAAUCAAAAGUUAGUAAUGAAAGUUGUAAAUUAGAAGAAAAUAAUCCCGAUUAUCUUGAAUAUGUCAAACGGUUACAAUCUAGAAUUGCGGAAUUUAGUAAUGCUAAGGAUUCAAUAGAUGUAAGAAAAUCUAAACGUAAAAAUUCUAAAAACGCAUUGCAAGAGCGUUCAGCUGAAAUUAUUUCUGAAGAAAUAAAAAGUCAAGGGGCUGGAUCUAAUCAAAGUUAUAACUCACCUGCAACAUCAAGAAAACUUGAAGAAAUAACUCGAGAACGUUCUAAACAAAAAAAUCUUAUUCAAGAUUUAUUGAUGGAUAAAAUAGAAGCACAUAAACAAAAAUCUGCUGAAAAAAAAGCUAAAAGAGCUGCUAGAAAUGCAUCAUUUAAUUCAGGCAUGCAAUUAUUUUCUCCAAAACCACCUCUUGAUUCACCCGAACCAUCAUUAAAUCAGUCAUCAAUUACAACAUCUGCAACGAGCACUCCAACGCGUACAACUUUUGCUGAAGCAAAAAAAUCUCUUGAUACUCCAGGGGCAAAUGAAAAACAAUUUGAUGCUAAAAAAUCACAAGAAAGUUCUAAUAAUGAUACUAUACAUAAAAAAUCACAGGGAAAUAUUUAUUCAGAUGAAAACAAUUCGGAUAAAAUGAGUAAAAUGAGUGAAAAAUUCAAAACUCCGAUUGCACCACCGAGAUCUAAACAUGAGGAAGCAAGAAGAACUGCUGAAAAAGCUAAGCAAGAAGCACGAGAAAGAGCGAGAUUAAAAAGUGAUGAGGAUUUAGGUUUGAGUCCUGAAGAUAGAAUAAAACAAUUGCGAUUAAAGGUAACACGAAGACAAUUGUCAAUGGAAGAUAGACGAAAAUGUGAAAAUGAAAUAAUUCCUGAUUUAAAAACCAGAGCUUACAGUUUUACUUUUCAAAAAUCUGAAUGUUUAUUACAACCAAGUAAAAGUACUGACAAUAUGAAAGCAUUAGCAAAAAAAAUGGCUAUUGAUCUUCCACCGGCAACUAGUGCCAAGUCAAUGAGUGAACUCGUUUACAAUAAAGAUUCUGAUGGAAAAAUUUCUUUAGAUACUGUUGUUAAACGUGAUAAGAAAAAAACUAAAGAUCCAGAAAGAAGAAAAAGUAUUAUUCAAGCUGUGUCUGAUUUUUUUAAGAAAAAAGAUACAACUUCGUCGCCAACAAGCCCAAAAGACAAGACUUCAGGGUUCUGUAGGCUGACUACUAGAUUGAAAGAAAGAGGAAAGAUUGACAAAUUAAAUCGUAAAUGGUUUUCGGAUGAGUGCGAUAUUGACAAAUUAGAUCGUAAAUUUGAUGAACGGCCUAAAAGUGUUUGCGAAGCAAUGCUUAUUGAAAAUUUACCGUUCGAAUCAUCUCCGCCUGUACCACCACCUCCACUUAAUUAUCCUGAGUGUACAGUACAUAUUUCAGCAGAUGAUAGUUUAUCUGAAGAAGAUUCAAAAAUGACGUCACUAUCAUAUUCACAAUUACAAAAAAACGCAAACGUUGACGGAUCAUGUAAUAGUAUAUCACGUAAAUUAAAAAACACUAAAAAAUUAGUUCGUCAAGCUCAAUUAAAGCGUUUGAGAACGGCGCAAGAAAUCCAACGAAAACUCGAAGAAACAGAAGUUAAACAACGUGACUUAGAAAGCAGAGGAGUAAGUGUAGAAAAAGCACUUCGUGGCGAAGGAGAAUCUUCUGGACGUGAAGAGACUGAUUUAUUAGGCGAGUGGUUUGAUUUGAUGCGAGAACGUACUGAGUUACGUCGUUAUGAGAAAGAACUUUUGGUUCGAGCUCAAGAAGUUCAAUUAGAAGAUCGUCACGACAGAUUGCAACAAGAAUUACGUGAAAGAUUAGCUGACGAUGAUGAAAAAAAAACAUCCGCAGAUGUUAAAAAAGAAGGAGAAAUAUUAACCGAAAUGUUAGAAAUCGCAGCGAAACGGGACUCUCUGAUAGCGCUACUUGAAGAGGAACGACAAAGGUGGCGUAGACUCUCGUGUCCAACAUUCAUUGCACAUUAUUGCACAAGCUCUAAACAAUCCAUUAACUCUCGUACACUUAUUUCAAUCCUACACUCACCAAUAUUUAUUUUAACAAUAAUAAUAAUCUUUAUUUUUUUUUUCUAUCCCGUAGAUAUUUUUUUGUCUUACUAUUUCUAAUCAAUGAGUUUUUUUAAAUUAUUUUACACUAAUUUAAAUGGAUUGCUUGAUGGUCGUGGAUUCGCAUGCAUGGUUUUAUAAUGUUUUUGUAAAAAAAAAUCCAAUCAUUUUAUAACUUUUAAUUUGUAAAAAAAAAAAAAAAAAAAACAAUUUUUAGUCAAUGCAUGUCGUGAUAUGCAAAGCAUCGUGUCAAGUUUUAGUGAUAGAAAAUUUUAUUUAUCGUUGAUAUUUAAAUUUUUAAUUGGACUGAUUUUUUACGUGCAAUAUUUAAUUUUUAUUGUAUUGUUUGUAUUAUUAAAUUCUUCUUUUUUUAAUAAUUAUAAAUCAUUUAUCAAACAUUGGAGCAUUUUCAUUUUUCAAUGGUUUCGAUGCAUGCCUUGUUACUUUUUUUUUUUAUGCGCAGAAAAUUUAUUUAUGUGACAUUUGGAUGAAUUUGCUAUGAAAAUAAUUAAAGGAAUUGUGUUAUUAAUUUUUAAGAUUAAUGAUAUUGAUUUUGAUGUAAAAAAGGCAAAGUUAUGUUUAUGUUUUCAUUUAAAAAAAUGUUUAUGCUUCAAGAAUGAUUAUUUUAUUGAUUUUGUAAAUUAAAUAAUCACUAAAUUAUUUAUUUUGAGCAUUGAAAUUUGAUUAAUAAACUAGUCUAAAAUGUUUGUAACAAUAAUGAAUAUUUA